Messenger RNA from Ipomoea nil (Japanese morning glory), 2329 nucleotides. Its product is annotated as GTP-binding protein OBGC, chloroplastic. Gene Ontology annotation, cellular component: mitochondrion. The transcript is spliced from 6 exons. Bases 78 to 1973 code for a protein of 631 amino acids. Gene Ontology annotation, molecular function: magnesium ion binding; GTP binding; GTPase activity. Lineage: Eukaryota; Viridiplantae; Streptophyta; Magnoliopsida; Solanales; Convolvulaceae. The record is from RefSeq and is a predicted model, not a curated record.
UAAUACAGCACCACGUAGCAAGUUAUCCGCCCAUUUCCCUCUCGCCUUCUCAGCGGCGGGAAUGCUCUGAGCUAAACAUGGCGGCUGCCUCUCUCUCCGCUACUUCUCUAUCCUACUUCUCUCUUCGCUGCCAGGCUCGAACGCCCAACCCUAAACGAGUGUUAACGAACACCAGAAGAAGAAAAUCCAACCACCGCACUCUCAAGUCCGGUGAAUUCCGGCCGCCAACGCCGCUCUCUACCUCCGCCGGUGACACCGCUACCACUUACACUCGACUACCUCCGAAAGAAGACUUCUGCGUCUCGCCUCCCCGUAAUUCGGAGGAAAUCAGGCUCUACGAGUCCAGCAUUCCGUUCGAAGUGAAAGAAUUCCGUUCAGAGGAAGAUGCCGAAUUCUCGGAAAUUGAUGAAAGUGAGGAGAAUUCAGGGUUUGAUUAUGGUAAGUUUGAGUUGUAUGAAGUUGAUUCAGAGAAUGAGUUUGAUGGAAGUGAUGAUGAGGAUGAUGACGACAACGACGACGUAGUCAUAGGUUUUGGGGAUGGGGUGUUUGAAGGGGAAGGGGCGGAAGUGAAGGAGAAGGAGAAGGGCGUGCCGGCGGUGAUGAGGUGUUUCGAUAGAGCGAAGAUAUAUGUGAAAGCUGGGGAUGGAGGGAACGGCGUGGUGGCGUUUCGGAGAGAGAAGUUUGUGCCAUUGGGAGGGCCAGCAGGAGGAGAUGGAGGGAGGGGAGGGUGUGUUUAUGUGGAGGUAGAUGGUUCCAUGAAUUCGUUAUUGCCUUUUAGGCAGACUGUACAUUUUAGAGCUGGGAGGGGAGGCCAUGGCCUGGGAAAGAAGCAGUUUGGUGCCAAGGGUGAGGAUGUGGUGGUAAAGGUGCCGCCCGGGACGGUUGUUAGGGAGUCUGGUAAUGGUGGAGAGCAAGGAAAUGUGCUUUUGGAGUUGUUGCAUCCGGGGCAGAGGGCAUUGUUGCUGCGUGGAGGGAGAGGUGGGAGAGGGAAUGCUUCGUUUAAGACUGGGGUGAAUAAGGCGCCCAGGAUAGCAGAGAAUGGAGAAGAAGGUCCAGAGAUGUGGUUGGAAUUGGAGCUUAAGUUGGUUGCGGAUGUUGGAAUUGUGGGAGCUCCAAAUGCCGGGAAAAGUACUUAUCUCAGCGUUAUUAGUGCGGCUCAGCCUACUAUUGCAAAUUACCCCUUCACCACUUUGCUCCCAAAUUUGGGCGUGGUUUCAUUUGAUUAUGAUUCUACAAUGGUCGUAGCCGAUUUGCCUGGUUUACUUGAAGGGGCACAUCGAGGUUUUGGUUUAGGUCAUGAAUUUCUUCGUCACUCUGAAAGAUGUUCAGUUCUGGUGCAUGUUGUUGAUGGGUCAUCUGAACAGCCAGAAUAUGAGUUUGACGCUGUUCGUCUUGAGUUGGAAAUGUUUAGUCCUGAGCUUGCUGAGAAGCCUUGUUUAGUUGUGUACAACAAAAUGGAUCUUCCAGAAGCAUCUGAAAAUUGGCUAUCCUUCAGGGACAGCCUGCAAAGCCGUGGGUAUGAGCCUUUUUGCAUGAGUGCAGUGAAGAAAGACGGUACACAUGAAGUGAUAUGCGCUGCAUAUGAGCUUGUUCGCAGGAGAAGAACUGCUGCUGAGGAAGAAGAUGCAGUAGGUCCAGAAAAUUUGAACUAUGUGGCUGAUACAUUGCAAAAAGAGAAAAAUGCUCCAAUAACUGAAUUUGAGAUAUCUCACGAUGAUGCUUCCAAUACAUGGCAUGUUGUGGGAUCAGGCCUGCAGCGUUUUAUCCAAAUGACAAACUGGAGAUAUAUAGAUUCUGAGAGAAGAUUUCAACAUGUUCUGGAGGCAAGUGGUGUAAAUAAAUCUCUCAUAAAACUUGGUGUAAAGGAAGGCGACACUGUCAUUGUUGGGGAUAUGGAGAUGGUAUGGAAUGAUGGCCCAAGCAACUCAGGUCCUACAAGUAGGAGGAAGUGGGCGACUGAACGGAUUCAGUGACUUUCAUGCUCGCCAUUUCCUAACCCAUUUUAGUCUAAGUUGUUCGUUUAAAGGCAUAACUUGUGAAGGUUUGGUCAUGCCUACCACUAAGAAUCAAUCCGCAAAAUGGUGAACUCAAUCACGGUUCCAGCUGCAAUUUGGUAUCUUCGUGACGGAUGUUCUUUGAAACAGUCGUGCAUGGGCGGACAGGACAAAUGAGUAGUCCAGUGAGUUCACUAUAACCAUAUCUCUGUUUGAUACAGUAUUUAUAGCUAUAGUUGUAAUUUUUUAUUUUUUAUUUUAAUAAUAAAAGCUUUGAAGAAUAUUCCAUUUCAUUGUGUUACUUGGUAUGGGAUGACAAUUUUUUCCUGUUUGAA